AUGUUGCAGUCAGACGCCGACAACUACUUCCAGACCUCGGACUCGGUCGCCGAACAGAAACGCAGACAGGCCAAGGCCGACAACAAGAAUGGCAGCCCCAUCGCCCUGACCUCCAAGAUCCUCGCCAUUCAUGCCGACCCACAAGACCCGGAUGCCGUCUACAUCGCCGAGGCUGCUGGCACCGCGAGACGCGUCGUCCUCGAAUCAUCCGUCUACACAGGCGCCGCUGCUCCCCUGACAUCUCUCACCACCCUGAGAUUACCAUCAGCCGAGCCCAUCAUCUUCGCCGCAUGCUGGGACAAAACCAUCCACUCAUGGAACCUCAAAACUCGCAAGCCCCUGCGCCGCUACACCGGUCACUCAGACUUUGUCAAAUGCGUCCUCGCAACUGAGCUGUCUGGAACUCCCAUACUACUAUCAGGCUCUGCAGACUCCACCAUCAUCGUAUGGAACGUCGAGACGGGCAGAAAGAUCCACACACUCAAGGGCCACGCCCGCGCCGUCCUCGAUCUCGCUCUAGAUCCUGCGGCAACCACAAAAGAUGAACUCUGCCUUUUCAGUGCCGACACUGUGCGCGAUAUCCGCAGCUGGAAGAUUACUCUCGACAGCGCUAGUGACAUGCUGGCGGCACCACUGCGACCUCACGAGACCUCAGUCAACCGUCUGCGUUUCGAGGACUCGCUUGUUGUAGAUGCCGAUGAUGCCGACGCUGAUGCAGACCUCUGGACCGCAUCCUCGGACAAGACUGCUCAGAGACUGGUUCGCUCGCGCGAUUGGGCCACAGAUACCACACUGCCUCAUCCCGACUUUGUACGAGACAUUGUCAUUGACCAGCAAGCUGGAUGGGUUGUCACUGCGUGUCGUGACGAGGAAGUACGUGUUUGGAACUCCGCUUCUGGAGAGUUGGCCUGUGUAUUCAGUGGCCAUUUCAACGAGGUCACUGGCCUUGCCUUGAUGCCUCCUGCUCAGGGCAGUAGAGCCAGCCGUGUCGUCAGUGUCAGCAUUGACGGUACGCUUAGAGUCUGGUCUCUCGAUCCUGCAGAAAUGAAGAAAGCCAAGGAGGAGUACGAGCGCCAGCAGAAUGGCAUCGAGGUCGAAGAGGAGCCUGCGGUUAAGAAGGAGAGCAUGCUCACGGCAGAAGAGGAGGCCGAACUGGCUGAGUUGAUGGACUCUGAUGACGAGUAG
This is a messenger RNA of Aureobasidium vineae, 1185 nucleotides long. The record is from the annotation of a GenBank genome assembly. NCBI's taxonomy places the organism in Eukaryota, Fungi, Ascomycota, Dothideomycetes, Dothideales, Saccotheciaceae.